GAAGCGAACCAGUCAGUCUCGCCCCUCCGUGCACAGCAGCAUCAUCUUCGCCCCUGCCGGGUCCGGUGGCAGAGAGGAUGGUUCAGCGGAAAAGCAAACGGGGAUGCGAAUGACAGUGAUGAGAUAAUGAUCCUCGAUAUACGAAGGUUCCCUAGUGUGCGACUAGCUUGACCAAGUGAAACAACCGUGGCAGGAAAACACUAAACCAUGUUGCUCUAAGGUGUGAUCUGUGGUGAACGGGGGAGGAGGAGGAGCAGGAGGAGGCCGAAGGCAUAGGUGAGCAGGAAAGGAAGAACGGCGGACGAGCAUCUGCCACAUCUCCCUGUAGGCGGCCCUCUGCAGGCUCAAAGCCAUGGGCAACACAGCUACCAAGUUCCGCAAGGCGCUGGUGGGAGGUGACGAGGCUCUAGCCUGGCAACUGUAUGAAGGCAACCCUCAGUUCAGGGAAGGCCUUGACCCGAAUGCUUCAUACGGAGAGCAGUAUCAGCACAAUACGCCCCUGCACUACGUCUGCCGCCAUGCCAUGACUCGUCUGCUCAGGUCCUUCCUGUUUAGUAAAGAGGGAAACCCCAACAAGCGCAACAUACACAAUGAGACCUGCCUCCACGUGCUGUGCCAAGGCCCGCAGAUCCUGCUGCUGUCAGAGGGAGCGCUGUCACCGCGGCUUGCCCGGCCACAGAGGGAUGAGCAGCGUCGUGCAGACUGCCUGCAGAUGAUCCUGAGCUGGACUGGGGCCAGGCUGGAGGGAGGCCAGUACGAGAAGGCCAACGUCAACACCACCGACAAUCAUCACAGCACCUGUCUGCACUACGCUGCUGCUGCAGGCAUGAAGAGCUGUGUGGAGCAGCUAAUCCAGAGUGAGGCAGAUCUUUUUGUAGAGGAUGAGGACAAGUUGACUCCGUGCGACCAUGCCGAGCGGCAUCACCACACCGAGCUGGCCCUCAGCCUGGAGUCGCAGAUGGUUUUCUCCUCCUCUUCUUCUCAGCAGUCAAACACAGAUGCACAUGGUGAUACCAACCUGCUGCAAUACAAAGAGCCUUAUGAGGGACUGAAGCUUCAGGACCUGCGCAGACUGAAGGAUAUGCUGAUCGUAGAGACGGCAGACAUGCUGCAAGCCCCCCUCUUCACUGCUGAGGCCCUGCUCCGAGCUCAUGACUGGGACAGAGAGAAGCUUCUCGAAGCCUGGAUGUCGGACGCUGAAGGCUGCUGCCAACGCUCGGGUGUGGCCAUGCCUACCCCGCCACCCAGCGGAUACAACGCCUGGGACACCUUACCCUCACCUCGCACGCCCCGGACCCCACGCUCACCUCUCACACUCACCCUCACCUCCCCGACUGACAGCUGCCUCACACCUGGAGAGGAGGGCCUGUCUACGUGUGGAAUAUGUCUCUGCUCCAUCUCAGUGUUUGAGGAUCCAGUGGACAUGUCCUGUGGACACGAGUUCUGCAGAGGAUGCUGGGAAGGGUUCCUCAAUGUAAAGAUUCAGGAGGGCGACGCACACAACAUCUUCUGCCCGGCUUACGAGUGCUACCAGCUGGUGCCAGUGCAUGUCAUCGAGAGUGUGGUUUCCAGAGAGAUGGAUCAGCGAUAUCUACAGUUUGACAUCAAGGCGUUUGUUGACAACAAUCCCGCCAUCCGCUGGUGUCCCGCAGCACGUUGUGAGCGUGCAGUGCGGCUCACGCGACCCGGCCCUGGGGACAGCGACCCCCAGAGUUUCCCCCUACUGCCCUCCCCAGCUGUUGAUUGUGGAAAGGGUCACCUCUUCUGCUGGGAGUGCCUUGGCGAGGCCCACGAGCCAUGUGACUGUCAGAUGUGGAGGAACUGGCUCCAGAAAGUGACAGAGAUGAAGCCUGAGGAGUUGGCAGGUGUGAGUGAAGCCUAUGAGGAUGCUGCUAACUGCCUGUGGCUGCUGACCAACUCCAAACCAUGUGCCAACUGCAAGUCGCCCAUUCAAAAGAAUGAGGGCUGCAACCAUAUGCAGUGUGCCAAGUGUAAGUAUGACUUCUGUUGGAUCUGUCUGGAGGAGUGGAAGAAGCACAGCUCAUCAACAGGAGGCUACUAUCGCUGCACUCGCUAUGAGGUCAUCCAACAGCUCGAGGAGCAGUCUAAGGAGAUGACUGUAGAGGCAGAAAAGAAGCACAAAAGUUUUCAGGAGCUGGACCGUUUUAUGCACUAUUACACCCGCUUCAAGAACCAUGAACACAGUUACAAGUUGGAGCAGAAAUUGCUGAAAACAGCUAAAGAGAAGAUGGAGCAGCUGAGCAGAGCCUUCAUUUGUCGUGAAGGCACUCCACCAGACACAAGGUUCAUAGAGGACGGCGUGUGCGAGCUGCUUAAGACGCGUCGUGUGCUGAAGUGCUCUUACCCGUACGGCUUCUUCCUGCAGCAAGGCAGCACUCAGAAAGAGAUAUUUGAGCUCAUGCAGACUGACCUGGAGAUGGUUGUGGAGGAUUUGGCCCAGAAGGUCAACCGGCCUUACCUGAGGACGCCCUGCCACAAAAUCAUCAGCGCGGCUCGUUUGGUGCAGCAGAAGAGGCAAGAAUUCUUGGCAUCAGUGGCCCGUGGUGUCGCUCCCAACGAUUCUCCAGAUCCUCCACGCAGGAAUUACCCUGGAGGAUCAUGGGACUGGGAGUACCUAGGUUUUGCCUCACCUGAGAUGGGGAGUCGUCACUCUGUGCUGGGAGCAGGAGAGCAAAGAGACAGACAGUCACAGGAUUAUGCUGACAUCCAGUACCGUCGCAGACACAGACCACGGCGCAGAGGAGACAUGCUGAGUCUGCACAACCUAAGGAGCAGCAGCAACACGCCAGAAACCAGCAGAAGGAGUGAGAACACAGAAGGUCCAGAGAGAGGCGAAGGACGCAGGAGAGCACUUGGCUCGCUCGAUGACGACGACCCAAAUAUCCUUCUUGCCAUCCAGCUCUCCCUGCAGGAGUCCCGCAGAGAGCGGAGCCUGGAAGGAGGCCUGGAGAGGGGGAUGGAGGGAAGAGUGGAGCUUGUUGGGGGACUGGAAGCAGGACAGGAGAGGAGGGCGGGUCCCAUUGGAGAACUGGGCAGUGUCGCUUUGCACUCUCUCAACACAGACGGUCCUCCAGGUGCCAGAGGCCCCUCAUAUCCAGCCUCUCUCCUGGAUCCUCCCCGCCCUCCUCACAGGACAGACUCCACCUCCCAGCAUCCUACGUCCACUCCCCUCCCCCUUCCUCCCCCGCCUCCCUCUCUCAGUGCGGAGCUGCUGGAGCUGGGAGACAGCCUUAUGAAACUGGGGAACAUAACCACUCCUUACGACCUGGACACACACACACAGGAGCAGCUGUGCUCACACCACACAUACAACCACAGUACACUAACCGCUCCCUACAGCAUUGAACCUGCAUAUAGCGCCUGCACCAACAGACAAGAGCAGAGUGCACUGAGCGCUCCAUAUGUGCUCAACCAUAUCACCACCACUGAUCAUCGCUAUGACAACAAAGAGCAGGGUUACUGCCACUCCAAUGCUUAUUUAGCUGAGGCUGAGCCCACUGCCUCCUGCGAACUUGAAAGCACCCAAAACCUAGCCCCUCAGAAUUCCUACAACCAGGAACACGCAUCCUUGUAUGACAGCCCCUCAAAACCAGACAGCUCUUACACAUCCAACCCAGAACACAGUAGGUCUUACUCUCAGGAGCGUCCUGCUGCCUGCGCUCUCGAACGCCCACACAAACCAGACCCCCAGCCCCCUGCCCAGUUGUGCCUCCCGUCUCCAGAGCUCGAUCCGGAGCUGCUGCUUUCCCCGGUGAUACCACCAGGGGGCCCUUUCACCCCCAGCGACCCUCAGAGUCUAGAGGCCCUGGACCCCACCGCCAGUGCCCAGCUGCUGGACAACAUCAUGGCCUGGUUCAACAACAACAUCAACCCCCAGAACAACCCACAGAGCCUCGCCCUCAUCCCCUCCCCACCCACUACAGAAACAGACUCCUCCCCCGACACACACACAGAAACUGAGACUGCAAGCCAGACCUCCAGGGAACCGACCCCGGCCCCAGUUUGGCAGCCCCUGGAGGGUGAGCCAGAAGGGGAGAGGGGGCCAGCGAGCCCCCAUCAUGGUGCUUCGGGCACAGAGAACCUGAAGACAUCAAGGCCGAGCACUCUUGAUCUUGAAAACAGAGAGGCUGGCGAGGAGGGUGCGGGCGCAGGGUGUGUGGCUGACAUGUCGCUGGACGAAGUGCACACACACCCGUGCCCACACCCCCAACACGGAACCAGUCCCACAAAUGCUGCCCCGCCCACAGAGAGAGACUUAGACCUCAUCCUUCAGCUAGAAGAGGAUCAAUCACCUGAGGAAUGGGAGGAGCAAGUACACCUGGUGUGACGGCAACAAAGCGACGACAUGGAGAGAGAUGGUUGAGCAAGUACAGACAGAAAGAGAGAGAGAGAGAGAGAUGAAAGCAAAAGAGGAAACAAACAAAAGGUGGAAAAACUAGUGAGGAGCACUGAUGGAAAAUUUAAUGUUGAUGCCUCAAUGGAAGCUGUGUGUCUCUGGCAAUUGAGUGUUUACUGUGUGUAUUAUACUGUAUCUAGAGAGGACUUAAAGACCUGCGGCUUUGUCCAGUAAAGAUGAUGUCAUACGCAUUUUUUUAAGUGCUUUUUGUCUGCGAUAAAGAAAGCAGACAAACUAUUCUUUGAAACAACUGAGUGUUUAAAACAGAGUACAUCAAUGGUAAGCUACUGAUAUCAUAACUCAUAAAGUGCUGCUCAUGUUUUUCUUUUCUUAUUUUUUUAUUUAUUACUCCGCCUCCUCUUGUGUUUGUCUUCUACAUUUCAUCCAGGGUGAAGUUUUGGUGCUGAUCAUGCUGAAAGCCAAACUUGCCUCCUUUUUGCCACAACAAACUGACCCAACCGUGAGCCUGUUCAAAGCUCCCAGAGCCAAACACGAUGAUAACUGUAACCUCGGAGCUGGUUUAGCGUACUGUACAAUCAGAGGGCCUGAUUCCUUUUUAGACCUUCUCGCACACUGUGCCUGCUUUGUUUGGGAGCAAACACACUACUGAUCUUACCUUUUGGUAGGCAAGAAAAAGGAAAAACCACACCUGUCACUGCUAGAACAACAUGCCUUUGACAGUUAUUUUUCUCUUGUUACACCUCACAGAGGAGAAAUGGUCUUGAAAAGAGAGGUUAAAGGCUGCACCUUUAGAGUCAGUGGGAAGUGAGUGUAUUGCUCAAAGACAUUUCAUCGUCAUUGGUGAUUGUUGUUUUCCCACUCACCACAUCACCCUUCUUCUCUUCCUUAAAAUAAAUGUAUUUAAUAAGAGGUCAGCUUUCAUCCAUAUUGAUGUAUUUCACAGAUGCUUUGGCUCAGUUUACACAAUGAGUGAUUUAACGUUUAAAACUCUUAAUACAAACGAUCAUUUCAACAACAAAGCCUUAAAAUCUGCUCUAAGAAAACACAAUGAAAACAGCUUAAUCCAUCCAUGAAUGAAAAAGUAUCACAAAACCAAGUUAAUUACUGGAGUUGUUGCAAUGAUGUAUCAGAAAACACAAUGCUAGUCAUCUUUAAUUCUCUUUAAAAAAAAGAGGUCGGUGGUCAUUUCCUCCAAGAAUGUGCAAUUUUGUGGCAGAAGUAGGUGUUGAAAGCAUGUUAAGUAUGAGUAAAGGCUGAAAAACAUGUUGUAUUAAUAUAAAUUAAUUUAACUAAAGUAAUAAGUCUUGAACAAUCUUCUUAACACAUAUCGAUUUGCCCAAGGCAGCAAAUUAAAAUCAACAAACUCUGAAGUUAUUUAUUUUUUAGAACACAUUUUCGAUCCAUUUUUGUCAGAUGAAAGAACUAAAAAUGAAUUAUGCUGUCACUAAAAAAAAGAAUGACCACAAUAAAUCUUCCAUUCAUGCAAAUGCUGUUUAUGAUUAUACUUAACUGCAUCACUUUACUAUUAAACUUUAAUAUUUCCAUCAAGAUUAAGUUUAAAAUCCAGUAAGUUAGUGUAAUGCUGGAAAGCGUGCAGCAUUGACCCAGAAGUCAAAGUAACAGACACUCAGAGCAUCGCAACACUUUGACAUCCUAUUUCCUUUUUGUCCCUCUUCCAGAGCUCAUUUGUUGAAACAGACUCAAAAGGUCAGUGUUGGAGAAAAAGUUAAACCUUUAUUACAUUCAUUCAGAGAUCAGUCUGCUUAGAAACAAGUGAAACUAAGAACAGGAGGUUACUGUAUUCUAAGGACUGAUUUUUAAUGUUUGUCUCUUCGCACAUUCAAACUCAGCCAAAGCAAAAUCACUCGUGCUGUAGUUGUUUGUUUCAGUCGCAUCUUUUCCACUACUGAUGGAUGGUGCAGCGUGCUGGUGAUGAAUGGGAGCUGGGUCAGUCUUGUUUGAACUGUAAUUUAUCCUUUUUCUUUAUUCCUUCUGAUGGAAAUGUCUUCAAGUUGAGGCCAGCGCCUUUUGGUCUGUGUGCCUUUUUUGUUUGUAUUUGGUUAUUUGUUGGUAUUUGUUAGUGUCAUUCCUUUUAACCUUAAAGUUGUUUUUGAAAGCUGAUGGAGAACACACUGCGAAACACAACACAGGUUUUAGCUGCACAUUAGAAAUGUUUCCAUCUACACCCCAGUUUUAUCUUACUUUUCCUGGUACCAAGAUGUUUAGGCCAUUUAACUGAAUCCCAAAAAACUGCUUCGAAGCCACAUGAAAGAAUUAAUUUAUGAAUUUUUUUUUACUCCUUGACUUUCCGGUUUAAUCAGAAACUACUUUGUACAAAAGUGUAGCGCAGUUGGCCUUUGAUUCUUUCUUUUUUUAUCUUGAUUGUAGUGAAGCCAAACAUUAUUGCCCAACUGUAACGUUUACAAGAGAGAAGACUCUGCCUGCUGUGUUUUAGAUAUGACGUGCUGCUUUGGACACUGACAUGAUCAUUACAAUGAAUCAUACUUUCAUCAAGGCCAAACAAAUGUCAAGAAAUCCUUUUCUAAAGCAAACUCUGAAUUUGUUGAAAUGUCUCCCUCUAGUUUGCAGAAGUAUCCAAUUAUACAGAAUGUGAUAUGCAAUCAGAAACUGAUUAUUGACAGAUUUAGUUGCAGGUUUAAUGAAUGUGCUCAAAUGAAGUGAUCCUGACUUUUAACACCCUAAAAGAACACCACUUCUCUGUUGAACAUUAAACUGUGAAGGUGCUGGACAGCCUAAAGGUGCUGAUGAAGACAUUUCAUAACGCAUCGCCUUCUGAUGUGCGAGGGCCGCCGGUGACGCCCUUAACAUUUUUAGACUUUGUUCCCUAAGGAAUGAAGGUCAACAGGACUACUCACUUAUUUUUGGUUGCAUGGUUGAAUCAGGACAAACACUCUGUGUUACUCUAACUCUGUGGGUUUCUUUCAUUUGCACAGACAUGCUUUUAAUUUGUUAAAUUGAUCAAAUGGUGUCAGACAAGAUGGGGAGAACUGAUGAGUGAGACUUAUUAUUAUGAUUAUUAUUUUCUUUGUUUUCUUGAUUUUGAUUUUAAUUUAUGGUCUGCCAUUUUGUACUCCAUAUUUAAUGUUUAUACUUUAACUAACCCUCAGUCAACCACUACAGAACUCAAAAGAAAUGAAAUUGCACUCUCAUAGAUUAUACUUGAUACAUUCCCGGUGGGUCCAUAAAGGAGCUUUGAUGUGUGGCCAAAACUGUAAAUGGAAGUCUCAGUGCAAAGUUUACUCUCAAUAAAGAGCUAAAAGUGU
Labrus mixtus (cuckoo wrasse) is the source of this 7662-nucleotide messenger RNA. Its product is annotated as ankyrin repeat and IBR domain-containing protein 1-like. Gene Ontology annotation, biological process: ubiquitin-dependent protein catabolic process; positive regulation of proteasomal ubiquitin-dependent protein catabolic process; protein polyubiquitination. The coding region runs from base 353 to 4348 and encodes 1331 amino acids. Lineage: Eukaryota; Metazoa; Chordata; Actinopteri; Labriformes; Labridae. Gene Ontology annotation, cellular component: ubiquitin ligase complex; cytoplasm. Gene Ontology annotation, molecular function: ubiquitin protein ligase activity; ubiquitin conjugating enzyme binding; zinc ion binding. The transcript has 21 exons. The record is from RefSeq and is a predicted model, not a curated record.